AUGACAUCACGUGUUGGCCCCAGAGCUGUUGGCACCAAUGGAAGUGACUUUAAACACAGAGAGAAGGUGGCCCCACAUUACCAGAUGAGUGCUGCCUUGAAGUCAGAGGUGCGGAAGUUAAACAUUGUCCAUCUUUUGAUCUGGCUCCUGGUGGCUGCACAAGUGACUGUCAGCCACUUUAAACUGGUGUCACAUGACACAGUGUCCAUGCCGUAUCAGUGGGAGUACCCCUACCUGCUCAGCAUCCUUCCUCUGCUCUGCAGCAGCCUGUCACUUCCAAAGAACAAUAUCAGCUAUUUGGUCAUAUCCAUGAUCAGUGCAGGCCUGUUCUCUGUGGCACCUCUUAUUUACGGUGGAAUGGAGAUGUUUCCUGUAGCACAGCAGCUCUACCGCCAUGGAAAGGCCUACCGCUUCAUUUUUGGCUUCUCCGCAGUGACUGUUAUGUACCUAGUCAUGGUGGUUGCUGUACAAGUGCAUGCAUGGCAGUUAUAUUACAUGAAAAAGCUUUUAGACUCAUGGUUUGACGCCACUCAGGAGAAGAAGAAGAAAUAA
Molecule: messenger RNA, 552 nt
Organism: Scomber japonicus (chub mackerel)
Lineage: Eukaryota; Metazoa; Chordata; Actinopteri; Scombriformes; Scombridae
Gene: jagn1a
Product: jagunal homolog 1a
Exons: 2
Coding region: 1-552 (183 amino acids)
Biological process (GO): vesicle-mediated transport; granulocyte colony-stimulating factor signaling pathway; endoplasmic reticulum organization
Cellular component (GO): endoplasmic reticulum membrane
Source: RefSeq, a predicted model, not a curated record